Messenger RNA from Symbiodinium natans, 1545 nucleotides. The record is from the annotation of a GenBank genome assembly. NCBI's taxonomy places the organism in Eukaryota, Dinophyceae, Suessiales, Symbiodiniaceae.
AUGGCAGCCAUGAGCAUGGACGUGCAGGUGCAUGCUCUGUCCGGUGUCCUCCUUUGUGCCGUGCAGGUGCAAGGAAGCCAAACGGUGGCAGACCUGAAGGGAUUGAUCCACGAGAGUGCGCAGAUCAAGCCAGCCGUGCAGAAGCUUCUUCUGGGCCGUUCUGUGCUGCGGAACACAGAUUGCUUGAGCGAGCUCUUCACGCAAGGAGCCGUCAACGAGGUCGUCUUGCUACAGACCGACAAGUGGAUUGAGGAAGUCACGCAGGACUGGCGUCGUUUGCGGAAAGCCUCGGAAGCAGUUCGCAAUGACAAGGAUCUGGUCCUGGCAGCCAUCGAGCGAAGCCAGGGCGAAGCGGUGAAGUUUGCCGGGGACGAGGUCCGGGCCGAUCGGGAGGUCAUGCUUGCUGCCAUGAAAUGCAACGGGUCCCUCUACCGGUACGCAAACCCUUCGUUGGGCUUGGACAUGGAGUUCACGCUGGCUGUUUUGCGUCAGCCUCCAUGCCGACAUUGCCCACUUCCUACGUGGCAGUGGCACACUUCGCCAGAGAUGUGUUCAGACAAAGGCUUCAUGCUACUGAUGGUUGCCCGGAAUGGCGUGGCCCUGCAACAUGCGGCACGUGAGCUCAGGGGUGACGAGGAAGUGGUCAGGGCCGCUAUGAGCGAGUAUCCGCUGGCAUUCCAACACGCUUCGCACGCAUUGAGAAGCAACCGUGAUUUUGCUCGCUAUGCUCUUACAGUGGGCAUGGGCAAUUUUAUACAUGUCGCUGAUGAAUUGAAGGGGGACAGGCGCUUCAUACUGGACUGUCUGCCGGCCUACCACGGUCUGCCGGACGGUAGUCCAAUCCUCUCCUCGAUUCUCAAGCAUCUGCCGCAGAAUUUGCAUUCCGAUCGUGAAGUGGUGUUUCGGGCUUUGGAGGCCGUACCCCCUUGCUAUCGCGAGGCCGAGCUCUCGCGAGCUGCCAAGGAUUUGCAGUCACACAGCGAGCUGAAAGAAGCUGCUGGCGUCACCCCCAGCCGUGCAGUUCGAAUGGACGCCCAGAUGGCCCAGAUGCCAUUGCCCACGGACCAGCCCGGGCCAGGCUCGCUGCUUGCAGAAGUGCGGCAGGCACUCCAAUACUCGACGGCCGAAGCACAGAACAAGCAAUUGUUGUGGCGUACGCUUGUUGACAAGGAUCCGGCUUUGCUCACGAUGCUAGGACAGGAAGCGGCUGCCGACAGAGAGUUGGUUCUUGCAGCUGUCAAGAAGGAUGGCCGCAUGCUCGCGCACGCAAGUGACGACCUCCUAUCGGAUGUGGGCCUCGUCACCGCGGCCUUGGAGGACGACGCGGCUGUUUACGAUCUGCUGCCAGAGGCCACACGAUGCAAAGCAGAGAUUGCUCUGCUUGCUUUUCGUAGACAUAGGAUCAAGCUGCCGAAAGCUCUCUUGUCCAAUCGGCAUCUGGUAGUAGAAGCUGCGGCCAUGCAAACCAAUGCCACUGACGUAGAGAAGCGGCGGCUGCAGAAGCUUCCUUUGGCUCACCUGGUUGCAAAGUUCGAGCUGGCUUAA